CUGAGUUGAAAAGAUUCGGGGGUUCUUCGAUUCUGAGUUUAAAGAUUCGGGGGUUCUUCGAUUCUGAGUUGAAAAGAUUCGGGGGUUCUUCGAUUCUGAGUUGAAAAGAUUCGGGGGUUCUUCGAUUCUGAGUUUAAAGAUUUGGGGGUUGUUCGAUUCUGAGUUGAAAACAUUCGGGGGUUCUUUGAUUCUGAGUUUAAAGAUUCGGGGGUUCUUUGAUUCUGGGUUUAAAAGAUUCGGGGGUUUUUCGAUUCUGAGUUUAAAGAUUCGGGGGUUCUUCGAUUUUGAGUUUAAAGAUUCGGGGGUUCUUCGAUUUUGAGUUUAAAGAUUCGGGGGUUGUUCGAUUCUGAGUUGAAAAGAUUCGGGGGUUCUUCGAUUCUGAGUUUAAAGAUUCGGGGGUUCUUUGAUUCUGAGUUGAAAAGAUUCGGGGUUGUUCGAAUCUGAGUUGAAAAGAUUCGGGGGUUCUUCGAUUCCGAGUUUAAAGAUUCGGGGGUUCUUUGAUUCUGAGUUUAAAGAUUCGGGGGUUCUUCGAUUCUGAGUUUAAAGAUUCGGGGGUUCUUUGAUUCUGAGUUUAAAAGAUUCGGGGGUUCUUUGAUUCUGAGUUUAAAAGAUUCGGGGGUUCUUUGAUUCUGAGUUUAAAAGAUUCGGGGGUUGUUUGAUUCUGGGUUUUUCGUUUCUACAUAACCCGCGAACAGGCAUGCUCUGGAAACGAGAUUCAGUCAUGCGCAAUGCUUUGAAAUUGAAACCAAAAUGGCGUCCUUUUUUGAAAGUGUUUGAAGAUUAUAUUUAUUUUGAAAUUUGAGAUUUUAACAAAUUGUACACUUUUUUCAUCAACAUUGGAAUGAAAGUGAGUUCUUUUGAUAUUGGACAUUGUUAUUUAUUGGAUAAAAAUGCCGAAAUAUGGAAUGGUUACUUACAAAAGUCGAAAACAAUCGGGUAAUAUCAGUGCUCAAACCGAAUUCGACCGUGCUUUAGCGGCGAAAAAUGACGAUGAAAAUACUGGAAAUCGUAGUAAAAACAACUUGGAAAGGACAAAGAAGUCUGAACUGAAGAUUAAAAGGGGUAAUAAACCUUUGGACGCUAGCAAAAAGCGGAAAUUAAACCCGUUAUUGGAAGAUGAACUGUUUGGGUUCACUGAAAGUGAUUCAGAGUCGCAUUGUAGUUCGGGUAAAGAUAGAACAUUAAAGAGACCUAAGUCGUCGUGUAAAAGUAAAUCUCCGACGAAACAAAACUCUUCAGACUCUUCUAUAAAAAAAGGUUCACCUUUUAAAAACAUAAAUUCACCAUUUAAAAAUAAAUCACCUUUGAAAAGUAAUUUAAAAUCGCCACUGAAGAAUUCACCUUCAAAAGGGGUUGAGAAGACAGUGAAGUUUGACGAUAAAAGUACGGAUGAUGCGUACGGAAGUUCACAGGAGCCUAAUGUAGCGAGGGAGACGGAUUGUGCAGUAGAGGACGAUAGACCAACACGGAAACAGGUAUGUUACAUUUAUCACUUAUUUACCGAGAUAGAGGGAAACAGCGUGUUUUGUGGCCCUGAGACCACCGAACAACAGUGGUCGAGGGGCCAUAAAAGACGCUGUUUUUCAGAGGUCUCAGUAAAUAAGUGUUUUAUUAUAUAGCAAGUGUCAAAGUGAAACAUGCGGGAACUCUUGAAAAAACUUUGCUUUCCACUUGCUGGUUGGCACAAGCUGCUUGUUCCUCACUUCAGGUUUUAUUAUUGACCAGUCAAUAAUUGUUGUUGACCAGUUGCCCCCUCGCCAAAGCAUGCAAUGAACAUGACGUUUGGUGGACCGUGAUAUGUUGGGGUGCACGGUAAAUCCGGAACCGGAUUUACCAGAUUUGGACAAACAUUCCGGCUGGAUUUGCCGGAUUUGAGAUAAACCGGUAAUGGGAUAAAUUGUGAUAAUUCAGUAUUCAAAAUGGCAGUUUAUGUUUUUUACUAUUUUUAGUUAAUGUCAGUUUAGUUUUUUGAUUGUGUUUUAAAUAUCUUUUUGUUAAUUAAUAACUUAAUAUUUUAUAAUAAUAGAAGUGUUUUUUAAACUUUAAAGCUGCCAAAUUGAUGGUUUAUCCCAUUCUUGGUGAAUUUUUUAAGGUGAAAACAGAAAUUUAAAUUCGGCUGGAUUUUCUCCAAAUCCGGUCGGAUGCCGGAAAAUUUGUUAAAUCCGGCCGGAAUUCCAGCCGGAUUUGAAAUCCAGUGCACCCCUAGUGGUAUGGUUUGUCCAAUUGCAAACAGGAAAAUUGAACUUUAACACUUGCUAUUUAAUUUAAUAAUAUGGUUUGACCACUGAGCUUGAUAUAUCUGGAGCAAGAACCUCAGUCAUUUGACAUAUGAGAAAGUAGGCCAAGAUGGCAGAAAUUGACAUGAAGGUUGUAAAAAGUUCUAAAACCAUUUUUCCCAAAUAAUUCCAAUGGCAUUUCAAUGUGAUCUUGCAUAAUUUUUAAGUCAUUAACCCAUUGAGUUGCAAAUAACCCUGAUGCGCCCUACUUUAUCAUUUUACUCUGUCUAACGCCAGAUGAUUUUACUCUGUCUAAUCAGGGAUAUUUUCAAGCACUUUAGUCUACUACCAUUUUUUAGAAGAAGAUUGAGUUUAUUUUUUUUGGGGGGGGGGGGAGGACGUCAAAAAUUUUUAAUAUAAACCACUUUUACGUGUUUACAUGUUGGAAAGGGGAGUUCCUCAAGGUGCCACAUGCACCGUGGUUGGUGCCAAGCGGAAAAUUUUUUAAACUUUGAAGUCUCUAGAUCAUCGGAAAUGGCAUUUUCAGACUUUAGUUUGGCCAUCAGCUGGCUGUAGAGCACAGAAAGGAAGUUGAUUCAGGCAGUGUAUAAUCUUUAUGGCAAUUAGCAAUUCUGUAACCUUACUUAUUAUUUUUUGGACACUGUCCAAAAAGAAAUCUCACGGAAACAAUAAUUUUGCGUAAUGUUUGCACCAGAUUAUCGGGACCGACAAAUGGUUCAUUUGGGACAGACUUUUUUGACUAUUUCUCAAAAUUAUCAGGGUGUCACACCCCCCCCCCCCCCAGCCGCGUUUGUGGUACACAUUUCUAGUUCCUCUACAAGAUUUUGUGUCUCAGAAGUGAAACAGUUUUCGACAGCUUUUUGAACAAAAUUGUAUAGAAAACAGGUUUUUAAUGGAACAUUUACAUUAAAAAAAUUAAAUUGUGAAAAAAAAUCAUUGUGGGGGAAUAUUGAGUUUCAAAACUCAAUUGAAGAUUGAGUAUUUACUAGUCUACCAUAUAUCGGUAGUAGAAAAGUGCUUGAAAAGAUCCCUGGUCUAAUGUCAGAUGAGUUUACUCUGUCUAAUGCCAGACGAUUUUACUCUGUCUAACACCAGACGAUUUUACUCUAGUGUCUAAUGCUAGAUCAUUUUACUCUGUCUAAUGCCAGAUGAUUUUACUCUGUCUAAUGCCAGAUGAUUUUACUCAUCAAAGAGAGUGCUGUCACUCAAUGGGUUAAAUUGUGUCAAUUUUGUUUUGAUGUAGUCGCCAUUCAAACACUUCUUGAAAAACAAUGUCGCAUCUUUAUCUCCAAAAAAGAAGAAAAGACUUGAUCGUAGAUUUUCAGCUUUGGUGAGUUGUAACAUAUAUUACGGUAUUAGGAUAUUGUCAUAGCGUCUGAAUGGAUUUUGCUAACUACAGACAUAUGAAUAAGUCAAAACAAUGAUCAAGUCACUGAAUGACGUAUGGAGAACAGUGGGAUUUUCAAAACAAUGAAAAAGACUUGAAACAAGUUGACAACUGAAUCAUGAUCUCAAAACAAUGAGUGCACAUUGGGUUGCAAUUAUGUUACGAUGUCAGGGUUCGUACGGGUCCUGGAAAACCUGGAAAGUCAUGGAAUUUCAAUAUUCCAAAAUCCAGGCCUGGAAAUCCUGGAAAAUCAAUUUUAGUCAUGGAAAGUCAUGGAAAAUUGAAAUUUUACAUAACAUUAACAAAGUAUUUUACUUACUGUAUUUCAAUUUACCAGUCAUAACAAUAAUAUGAAUUGUUGUUAUAUAACGCCUAACGGAUUUUUGCAAGAGCAAAGUGAAUUUUGUUCAUUAUUAUAUCUGUUAUUGUUAAAAUAUUAACGAAUUUCAGAAAUUCCAGACUUCCAGGUCAUGGAUUUUGAAAAAAAUGGUCAUGGGAAGUCAUGGAAAAGUCAUGGAAUUUUAAAUGGAAAAAGGUGUACGAACCCUGUGAUGUCCACAUAUGACAAAUAUGAGGUUUUUAAACAAACUGUUCCCUUUCAUGUUUCUCCCUAGCCUACAAACACUGCACAAAGUGAUGAUACAAUGUCUGAAGAUGAUUCCGAAGAUGUCCCGCAGUUACCAAGAGCAUCCUCAUUGCCAACCGAGGCAUCCUCGUCAAGAGUUCGAGUUAAUCGUGAGGAAAAACAGGUACAGCCUAUACAUACAUAUGUCAAGUUACUGUUCGCAUCUAAGAACAUACAUUCAUCUAGGUACGUGGGUUGUAGCAAAGUACAUUAACGAAUUACAAUUUACAAGUAACGAGUAGUUUUUUACUACUUUUUUAUAAUAGUAGUUGUGGCUAAUAGUAUUUGAUAAGUUUUGAUCUGGCCAGUCAAUAUUAUUAAACUAUUAGACUCACACUGUUUGAAUCCUUCAAGUCAUUACAAAUAUUAUGUUAUUUGUUAUGUAGUUGUUUACUGUUGUUCGAAACGUCAAACACAAACAUGCUUGUUUGGAAGAUGGAGAAACACAACAGGUAGCAAUUGAUUGUUAGUAGCAUGGUUAGGCCUAAAAAAUACCUGUGGUUCCGGUUUUUAUUGCAAAAAAAUUAGGGGUAGGUAGGUCGGAAAUAUUUUUUUUUUUGAAUAUUUUUAUGGCUUUGGCGGUUUUUUGCUGGGCAAUUUUCAGUAGAGUCCCAACAUCAAUAUUAACUAGAGAUGCGUAGUUCCUACAGACGAAUUUAGGCAACACAAAUAAUUAUUGUGACAACAGAUGCCAUUUUGGCAUGUAUAGGGUCGGCAGAAAAAGAUAGGGUCGGUUGGGAUUAAACCAGAACCACCGGGAUUUUUUUAGGCCUUAGUGCAUGUGUCAUUCAUGUCAGUCAGGGCUCAAAGUAGUGAAAAAAUAUGGCCUGCCAGUCUAAAAUUUUUUGGUAAGGGAAAUAAAUUUUAGCCAGCCAUUUUUAUUCAUUGAACUGCCAAGACUUAUGUUUUUCAAUAUCCUCUAGUUCUUCGAUGAUGUUGAAUUUGCUCUCGAUGGCCUAAGACAAGAUCUGUCAUUGGCAGCACGUUGUUCAAGCGCUCUUGAUCUUGCAUCACAAUGUUCCACCUCGUCAUUUCGAGCGAAUCUUCGAGCUCAUGGUUUUAUAGCAAAAAUAUUUGAUUGUCUGCAAGAUGCUCCAGCAAAUAAGGUAGGAAUGUGACGCAGAUUCUUAUAACUUUUGUAGCAAGUGUUUUGAAGACCUGUCGUGAAAUAUUGCCACUCCAGGGGGUGAGAUAAAUUUAAAUUGCAGAAAUUUGGCUAGCAAAACGCAGCCUUUAUCCUGUUUAAUGUCGGAUUAUUUUACUCUUGCUAACGCCAAGUAAAAAAAAUUAGUAGUUUCUCGUCCCCGCCUGCAUCCUUUUUCCCUGCCUCAUGGAUUUUUCUUUGUACAUUGUUUUAGACACUGGCUCUUUGCUCGUCCUGUGUGUUUUACAUGAUAACAAGGGAUCAAUUGAGUGUGGACUUUGACCACUCCAUACUAGGUAUGAUGUGUUAGGCAGAUGAAUAACUUAUUGCAACAAGUCCUUGUUCGUUUUUGGUGCCGAGAUUGACUUCAUUUUGUGUUUUGUUUGCAGAAUUACUUCUGAAGUUGCUCUGCAUAAAUAAACAAAGUCCAAAAUCCAAAGUAAAUGUAAAGAAAAACCUACAUGAAGAAAUGGUUAAAAAAACAAGGUGAUUAUAAUUUCUGUGUUGCUGGUGUAGUGGUUCUUGCAUGUGUCAUUGUGUGGCUACAUGCGUAAAAAUUGAGAAAAUCAACAACUUGUUCCAGGUUGAUAUCAACAGGCGUGAACAAUGUUGUGCGGCCCACUAUGAACAGUAUUGUCAACAUGUUGUUACAGCAUUGUUCAACUGUAACAACUUGGAACAACAUGGUUGACAACUUGUUCAUAGUUGGCCGCACAACAUUGUUCACGCCUGUCUAUAUCAACUUGGAACAACCUGUGCGUUUUUAACCGUGUAGCUCAUUAGGUUAGGCACCCCUGUGAUCUAGGAUCGAUUCCUGCCAUAUGCAGUUGUCUGACAAAUAGAUAAGAUUUAGCCUGCGAACAGGCUCACUGGGAGAAAGGUGAGCCUGCACGGAACCAUGCGUUUUAUUCAUUCAUCCCCUUUUCGCAUCUGCUAAACGCUAACCAAUCAGCGUCGACUGCGAUAAAUAAACUGUCAACUGUCAAAUUGACGCAAGGCGUGUACAUUCAACAUUGUGCAACAUGAACGAUAAUAAUACAAAGCAUUAGCGGGCCGCACAAUAUAUUACUCGGAAAAAUAUAGAAUUCUUCAAAUAUUAAAUAGAUAUCAAUACACAUACAAAUAUAAAGCCGAAUAAACUACCAUUGGCUUUGAAUGUACAGUAAUACUUGUACUAUGUGCGACUGAAAGAACAAUGUUCUGAAUAUUUUGAAGCUAUUACUAAAAUACGGUCAGAUAGAUUGGGAUUUGGAAUACCGAAUACGUUUAAAAUUUUACUAACUGUGGUCUAAAUAAAUGAUAAAUGAGCAUGUAUUUAUUAAUUUCUUCGAAAUCACAAGUGUGCCAAUAGUGGAAGCCGUAUCGACGACGAAAUUGUCAGCAGUUAAUAUACAGUAAACAGUACAACGUUUAAUGUACGAUAUAUAUUUAUCUAAAUGACAUGCCAGCGAGGAUCGACAAUAUAUAAAUUAUUCGUACAUAUUUGGGUAUCUUUUGUAUGCCUUCGCUUGCUGACUUGCUCACUAAUGAGAAUAAUCCGUGAAGCCACGACGACCUCAAAAUGUACUAUACUAUGGUCUGAUGUCAAUCCGAAGACGAAGUUCAGAAUACUGUUAUAGUUUCGUAUAUUGGAUUUAAGCGAUAGAUUCAAGUCAUUUAUGAUAGACUUUUUUGCUGUGAUGCUUUGCUAUUGCUUUUGGUUUCCAUUUCUAGUUUUAUUUGUUCGAUAGUCCUAUAAUAUAUAUUAAAAUAUUAAAAUGAAUAAAGUUCAAAUUCUUCAAAAUGCUGUUGUUGACAUUUGCUAUUUUUAGUAAUUUUGUCAAGGAGUGUAAGCCAAUCAGAAGCCUGCGUUUCUAUACGAACGCCACUACCAAGAAAACCUAUCAUCCGUGCAGGCCCUCUAUUCUUCGCGCCGCCCGCAACCCAGGGCCUGUUCGCAGGCUAGAUAAGAUUUUGCCGUUGUCUCAGUUAUAGACAUGCAAUAUUAGAUAUGUACACAGUAUGACGUCAUAAUGUGAAGAACAAAAAAGUGGCUCACAAGCCCCCGAGGCGAGGCUACCUUGUCACAUGUGAUGUAAUUCUGUGCAUCUGCAUGUCUUCUAAUAAAAAUCAAAUCAUCAUGACUCUUGACCAUGAAAUCACGAGAUUGUCUAUUUGGCGUGGGUGGGUGGGUCGUGCGUCGUGGGUCGUGCGUCGUGGGUCGUGCGUCGUGGGUCGUGCGUCGUGCGUUAGUAAAUCGCAAAAAAAAAUUAAAACCGAACUAUACAUGAACUGCCAAAAUUUUGCACCAAUCUUUUUAGCUAUAUGCCACAUCUCUAUUAACUAUGACCACAUUGGCAAAAAUGCUGGGUGAACUUGUGGGUGGUUGAAUUUAAUUACAGUAAUUUAACUUGUAAAAGACAUCGGUGACCUCCAAAUUUAGGCUGUUGCGGUAUAUCGAUAAACCGAUAAUUAUCUUUUUUUUAUCAAAAUACCGAUUACUCGAUAUUGGAAUUUUCAAUAUAUCGGAAUAUCGAUAUUUUUCGGUAUUAUCGAUAUCACGUUUACGUUUGUAUAUUUAAACGCCAUAUCAAGCUUUUUCAAAUUUCAAGCGCUGAUUGAAGUUACUCAGAAGGACAAAGACGAUCAAUGUGUUAACUCCGCGGGAAAAUCCGUCAAUUAAGGUUAGAACGCGAUCUAAAACGUGUUUGUUUAUACGUUACGUUGGCGUACGUUGCAAGGUACGGUAAUAUGUCUGAACCUUCUGGCUUCGUUUCUGACUCGUUGGCACUUGUAUCUCUGGUUAUUAUCUCCCCGUCUUGUAAAGUACUUGUUGCUGUCUGUUACCGUCCACCUGACUCCACUAAUGUUUUCCUAAAUGAACUAACCCGCUUUUUAAAAUUUGUCCAAGAAUCGCAAUUCAAAGAUGUUGUUCUAAUUGGCGACUUCAACUACCCUAAUAUCCAAUGGUCUAACGGUUCAGGUUUCUCUACUUCAGCUUCAGAAACUAGUUUCAUUGACAGCAUCACUGAGUUUAGUUAUCUGCAAUUGAUUAACUCACCUACCCGCGGUAGCAACCUCAUCGACCUGGUUUUAACUACAAAUGAACACUUGACCGACAACUUUGAAGUUACUGAUGACGACUCCAUCUCUCUACCCUCUGAUCACAAGGCUAUAUUUUUCGACCUAAAACUCCAUCAACAACCUAAACAAUCCUCCGAACGUGUGGUCUAUAAUUAUGCUAAGGGUGAUUUCGUAGGCCUAUUUAACAGUCUAAGGAACACUCCACUAGUUGAUAUAGUCCUCAACGAAAGUAACAACGUUAAUCUUGCCUGGGCUAAGUGGAAGGAAGCUUUCCUUGCCGCUGUUGACCAUUUCAUCCCCAAAACAAAGCUCAAGCGUUCUUUUACACCCCCAUACAUCACCAAGAACUUACUUCACGCUAUUAAGAUGAAAGAGUCACUAAGAAGAAAGGCAAAGGCUAAGAACUCGCCUGAACUUUGGAAGAAAUUCCGUAAAACUCGGCAACACGUCAAGUGUUGGAUAAAUUCCAAGAAGAGAGAAUAUCUCUCUGGACUGUCCGAACAUGUAUAUAACCCUAAAUUAUUCUGGAGAUUCUUUAAAUGUAAAUCCUCGAAAUCUUCGAUCCCUGACGUGAUGAAGUUGGAAGGUCAGAAACUUUUUUCUGCAAAGGAAAAAGCGGAUGGCUUUAACCAAUUUUUUACGUCAGUCUUCACCUCCGACACAAGUUCUUCACCUCUUUACACUCCCUCUAGUUCAGCUUCUAACUCUCUUGACUCAUUAAAUGUAUCUGAAUCCGAUGUUCAGUCUUUGUUGUCCAAUUUGUCACCCUCUAAGGCUACUGGUCCAGAUGGUAUUCCAGCUUACCUUCUAAAGCGAUGUUCUGAGGUAAUUGCCCCUUCUUUGCCUGCUCUCUUUGAGUUAUCUCUUCAGCAGGGUGUUUUUCCUUCUGAAUGGAAAGCUGCUAAUGUCGUGCCUAUACCCAAAAAGGGUGACACUCAUGAGGUCACUAACUACAGACCAGUUUCCUUACUCUCUCAAGUCUCAAAAGUUCUCGAACGUUUAAUUUUCAGGCAGGUUUCUUCUUUUGUUGAAAACUCCUUGUACGACCUUCAACACGGCUUUCGUUGUAAAAGGUCGUGUGUUACUCAACUUUUGAGUGUACUUCACGACCUUGGUCGUACUCUUGACUCUGGAAAGGAAACAGACCUGAUUUAUCUCGACUUUGCUAAAGCGUUUGACUCGGUGUCCCAUAGCAAACUUUUGUUCAAACUUAAAUCGUUUGGAAUCUCAGGUCCACUUCUUAACUGGUUUGCUGAUUACCUUCGUGAUCGCAAACAGUGUGUUGUCGUUGAAGGAGCUUCCUCAUCUUUUCUUAAUGUUACCUCUGGGGUGCCACAAGGUAGUGUAAUAGGUCCACUUUUAUUCAUUCUUUAUGUAAAUGACCUUCCCGAGGUAACCAAUAAUAGUACCGUUGCACUUUUUGAUCAGCAAAAACAGCAAGUGUUAUCGUGCUAUACGAUCACCAGUUGA
Molecule: messenger RNA, 9926 nt
Organism: Paramuricea clavata
Lineage: Eukaryota; Metazoa; Cnidaria; Anthozoa; Malacalcyonacea; Plexauridae
Source: the annotation of a GenBank genome assembly